AAGGAAAGCGAUUGGAAAGUCGUGACAUAUCCUCAGCAAUCCGAAUUGUGAUACCCGGGGGAAUAUGCAAUAGCCAGUUUUUCACUAUGAAGGGACAACGCAAACUCCUUCUUAGGGCAUGUGCAGUAAAGUUGAGAAAAGACUUAAUAUUCUUAACAAAUUUAGAUUCUUAA
This is a messenger RNA of Sphenostylis stenocarpa, 173 nucleotides long. The record is from the annotation of a GenBank genome assembly. NCBI's taxonomy places the organism in Eukaryota, Viridiplantae, Streptophyta, Magnoliopsida, Fabales, Fabaceae.